This is a messenger RNA of Myzus persicae (green peach aphid), 958 nucleotides long. RefSeq lists its product as uncharacterized. The coding region runs from base 94 to 693 and encodes 199 amino acids. Lineage: Eukaryota; Metazoa; Arthropoda; Insecta; Hemiptera; Aphididae. The transcript has 2 exons. The record is from RefSeq and is a predicted model, not a curated record.
CAAAUCACCCAGACAUUUUAGUCGCUUUCUGAAAUCAUUGCAUUUUUUUAAAAUAAAGAAAUUUACUUCGUAUUAAAUUUGACUUCCUAGAAAAUGAAGAGCUAUUCCGUAAUCGCAGUGUCAAUUGUUUUGGCCUUUUUUGCGGCCAACACAUUCGCACACGAAUCGUUCUUCGGACAAGAUGUUUGUGACAUUAAGUAUCACUUGCACGAAAACUUGGCUACUGUGCUUAAAAGCGACGUAGGCGUGGAUUUACUCAAUGAUUUGCGACAGAACAUCAAUGAUAUCUGUUUGGACCCGAAGGCCCACAACGCCCUUAUUUCCAUGUUUAACGGGAUCAUCGACGUGACGACCGACCAAAAUGUCUCGCAAUCCCUGGGAAAUAUAUUCUACUGGGCCAGGAAAAUCAUGAAGGACCCCAACUUCCGUAUGGUCUGGCACGAGAAUAUGAAAGGCGUUAACAUGUGUUUUGACAACCUCGCGGUCACCAGACAGAUCACGGACACGACAAUAGAAAAAUUAGGAUUAUUGUUGAGAGCUCCCAGUUUCGACUCAACAUUUGAAAAUGUGAUCAAAAAUCUGUCCAAGGUGAUCAACUUCCGCAAGAACUUUAUGUACGGAGCUGCGGGCGCCUUAUUUUCCAAACCAUCAUCCCCGGUGAAACGUUCACCAUCCAGAAAAGGCCGGAAAUAAUUGCUAUAAAAUUCUGUUCAAUAUUUAUAGACAACAAAAAAGUAAUAAUAUAAUAAUAAUAAUAAUAAUAGUAAUAAAACAAGACUUAACAUAAAAAAAAAUUAUAUUUUAAAAUGUUUUUCAUUCAUAAAACAAAUAAUAAUUAUUGUAAAUCAUUUUUGCUCGGUUUUUGUAUUGUACAUAAUACCCAUAAUACCACACGACUGUAAUACGAUAGUAACUAUAAGACAAUAUAAAUGACGAUGGCGUUUCUCGUUAUAAUCUA